AUGGCCGCCUCCACCUUACCACCUCCACCGUCGCCAGUGUAUUUUUCGUCGUCGUCUCCCGUUCCGGCGCCGCCGUAUUUCACCACGGAAACUCGGUGUUUUAUGACGACGGUCGUUACUGGUUCAUUAGUUUUUCUAAGAUCUCCAGGGCCUCACCGUCACGGGGAAUCAGCAAAUCGCAUAAGAAUCCACUUAUUUAAAUUCCGGAACAACGUUUUUACGACCUCGAACACGUAA
Messenger RNA from Macrosiphum euphorbiae (potato aphid), 237 nucleotides. Lineage: Eukaryota; Metazoa; Arthropoda; Insecta; Hemiptera; Aphididae. The record is from the annotation of a GenBank genome assembly.